AUGGAAGCUCUCAUUCCGGUGGUCAAUAAGCUGCAGGAUGUUUUCAAUACCGUAGGCUCGGAUGCCAUCCAGUUGCCACAGAUUGUUGUCCUUGGCAGCCAGAGCUCGGGUAAAAGUUCGGUCAUAGAAAGCCUGGUUGGUCGAACAUUUCUUCCGCGCGGAACCGGCAUUGUAACGCGUCGUCCUUUGGUCCUGCAGCUCGUCUACACACCGCUCGAUGACCGUGAACACCGUUCGGCCGAACAUGGCACGGUGGCCGUGGAGGAGUGGGGUCGCUUCCUGCACAUUAAAAACAAGGUUUUUACCGAUUUCAACGGUAUCCGCGAAGAGAUUGAAAAUGAGACGGACCGAAUGGCGGGAGCAAACAAGGGUAUCUGUCCGGAGCCGAUCAAUUUGAAGAUAUACUCAACGAAGGUCGUGAAUCUGACGUUGGUCGAUUUGCCCGGAAUUACGAAGGUACCGGUCGGUGAUCAGCCGGAAGAUAUCGAGGCACAGAUUAAGGAUUUGGUGCUGAAGUACAUCGAAAAUCCGAACUCGAUUAUUUUGGCCGUGACGGCUGCCAACACCGACAUGGCAACGAGUGAAGCGCUUAAGAUGGCAAAAGACGUCGAUCCGGACGGUCGUCGUACGCUUGCGGUACUAACGAAGCUCGACCUGAUGGAUGCCGGUACGGAUGCGAUCGAUAUUCUGUGCGGGCGUGUCAUCCCGGUGAAGUUGGGUAUUAUCGGUGUGAUGAAUCGUUCACAACAGGAUAUUCUCGAUAAGAAAGCGAUCGAAGAUCAGUUGCGGGAUGAGGCGGCGUAUCUGCAGCGAAAAUAUCCGACGCUUGCGACGCGUAAUGGUACACCUUACCUGGCCAAAACUCUUAACCGUCUGCUGAUGCACCACAUCCGUGACUGUCUGCCGGAUCUCAAGACGCGCGUUAACGUGAUGGCAUCCCAGUUCCAGUCGCUGUUGAACUCGUACGGUGAAGAUGUGACUGACAAGAGUCAGUGCUUGCUGCAGAUCAUUACGAAAUUUGCGUCGGCCUAUUGUUCCACUAUUGAGGGCACGUCGCGCAACAUUGAAACAACCGAGCUGUGUGGUGGGGCACGCAUUUGUUACAUUUUCCAUGAAACGUUUGGGAAAACGCUCGACUCCAUCCAUCCGCUGACGGGGUUGACCAAGAUGGACAUUUUGACCGCGAUCCGCAAUGCAACCGGUCCGCGGCCGGCUCUGUUCGUGCCGGAGGUAAGUUUCGAAUUGUUGGUGAAGCGUCAAAUCCGUCGCCUGGAAGAUCCAUCGCUUCGGUGCGUGGAGCUAAUCCACGAGGAGAUGCAACGCAUCAUACAGCACUGUGGCACGGAAGUGCAGCAAGAGAUGCUACGUUUCCCGAAGCUGCACGAAAAAAUUGUCGAUGUGGUGACGCAGCUGUUGCGCCGACGAUUGCCAACUACCAACUGCAUGGUGGAGAAUCUGGUGCAGAUUGAGCUGGCGUACAUUAACACCAAGCAUCCGGACUUUCACAAGGAUGCGGCACUGGUACCGAGCCUGAUAAAAACUGACUCCCAAGAUCAGUGGGCCGGACAUCAGACAGGCAAUCCACCGAGCCGGCGUCCCGGUUCGAAUAGACAGCUAGCGCUGGUGGAUAAAACGGGCAUGAUGAACCUAAAUCAUGAUGCAAAUCAACAACAAAUGACACAGCAACAACAGCAGCAGCUAAACCAUGUUGCCGAGCAACCGGGUGGAUGGCUGGGAAGCAUUUUGCCACCCAAUAUGGAAGCCAUGAUCGUUGCUAGUGGGCAGAUGGGCGGCCCGGGCAGUGAAAGUGGCAACAGUACGGCCAGCAAUACACCGACCCACGGUGUGCUAAGUCCGACCAAACCGGUUAAUUUGUUGCCCGACGUUCCAAUGAACCAUUCGUCCCGCAAGCUGACCGAUAAGGAGCAGAAGGAUUGUGAUGUUAUCGAACGCUUGAUCAAAUCGUACUUUUACAUUGUGCGGAAAUCGAUCCAAGAUUCCGUACCGAAGGCCAUUAUGCAUUUCUUAGUCAACUUUGUCAAGGACAACUUGCAGUCGGAGCUGGUGACGCAUCUGUACAAAUCCGACUCGGCCAACGAGCUGCUGAACGAAUCAGAUCACAUCUCGAUUCGACGCAAGGAAGCAAGCGAUAUGUUGAAGGCACUGACACGCGCCAAUCACAUCAUAAGUGAAAUCCGAGAGACACACAUGUGGUAA
Anopheles marshallii is the source of this 2217-nucleotide messenger RNA. RefSeq names its product dynamin-1-like protein (gene Drp1). Gene Ontology annotation, biological process: mitochondrial fission. The record is from RefSeq and is a predicted model, not a curated record. The transcript has 4 exons. Gene Ontology annotation, molecular function: GTP binding; GTPase activity; microtubule binding. Bases 1 to 2217 code for a protein of 738 amino acids. Gene Ontology annotation, cellular component: cytoplasm; microtubule; mitochondrion. NCBI's taxonomy places the organism in Eukaryota, Metazoa, Arthropoda, Insecta, Diptera, Culicidae.